Molecule: messenger RNA, 2142 nt
Organism: Dama dama (fallow deer)
Lineage: Eukaryota; Metazoa; Chordata; Mammalia; Artiodactyla; Cervidae
Gene: C27H18orf63
Product: chromosome 27 C18orf63 homolog
Exons: 14
Coding region: 1-2142 (713 amino acids)
Source: RefSeq, a predicted model, not a curated record
AUGAAUGAUUCUAAGCAGCAGUCACUGUUCUUCAUCACACUUCCAGAUUUACACAAACUCUGUGCUGUCAAGAUAAUAUUGAAUAACGGAGUGGCAGACACUGAGAUUAGGAGCAGACAAAUGAAGAUAUGCAGGCAGUUGCUGUUUUUGCACCAAGAUAUCCUUACAUCACCUGUACCUGGAAUAUUUACCCAAAUUUGGGUGGUGAUGGCGAUAACAUUUUAUAAAGCUGGAAAACUUCAUGCCUAUAUGGAAAAAUACAGAGCUAAGGUGGAGGCUCCACAACAAGUAAUUCCUAUAAUUCUUCAAAACUGCCUUUCAUAUUCACUCACAGCUAGACUUGCUCCAGCCUGGAAUAAAGCUGGCCAUCUCUUGGUACAAGGAAGAGAAUUUCUUUCUCAGAUGGGAAAGCAAAGUGCUGUUGAGUUAGAUAUCAAUGUAACAGCAACUCAAGUUUGUCUAAGCAUAGAAGCUCACACAAUCAGACUGCCACCACCUCAGCUAAGAGAAUUUGAUAUUUCUCAGAGUAUUAUAAAGAAUUUUGAAACUAACCAGAGUGCUGUUAUUGAGGAACAGUCCAUUUUAAGCAACUGGUGUUACGUUCUGCCAAGUAUGAAAAUGGGACGAAUGAUAAGUAUUCUUCACUCCAUACCCCCUGACUGUCCUUUCCACUCAUAUGAAGAUUUCCAGAUGCACUGGGAUGGCCUGUACGGCUAUAAGCUUCCAGAAGACCUUGGAACUAUUAAAAUAUACUGUAGCAUCUACUUCAAAAUGAUAGGAGAAAGGAUCUUCACGUACCCUCUCAGUUGCAUCAGAAGUCAACCCAUACAGUUCUUUCCAAGGGUAGAUACGGAAGGUGUGUUGAAAAGCUUUCUUUCAGAUUUAAAAUCUAAACUGCUCCAUAUAUGUGGAUUUCCCAUAAAGAUGACAACUAAACCGUGCUACUACACACAAGAACUAACCACACUGCAUUUGCAGGAAAACAAAGUCAAGCUGCCCAAUCUAACGGCUGGACAGAGGUUCAGGUCCGCUCCAGCUCCAGCCCCUUCCCCAGGACCCGCCCGGGCUCCGAGCUUCCCGCCGUGCUCAGCAGCUGCUGGCCACAAGGGGGCGCCCUCGGCCAGCCGGCCGAAGCCCGCGGGGUCCUCGGCUCUGCGCCUCCAACCGGAGUCUGUGCAGAGCAGCAAGAAACCGCUGUCCGACCAGUCCGCGCUAGUACUGGGAGUACCCACGCCCAACAGAGGAAGUGCUCCAGUUCAAGACACAGACUUUAGCCCCCAACGUAAUAUUGCCCCUAAAUUCAUACCAGUUUUCAAAAGUCGACCAUUACAGAUGAACAAAAGUAUCUUACCACCUGAGAACCUGAGAAGAAAACGUGUUGAUACAGAAUCUAAGUUGUUUUCCCUUAAAUCUAGUGAGAUCCAGGACGAUAAACCAAAUUUAGAUCCAACUGCUAAAAAACGUCAUCAUAGCAUUCAGGUGAAGGCUAAAAAUGUAAAUCUCAAGACUUGUAGAUCUCGGCAAGAAAAAAACACUGAGUCCCAUGGAAAUAUGACAAAAAAUCCCCUUUCUAGUGGAAGAUCAUUGAUCAUGAGUUCAAGUGAAAAUAAACAACUGUCUAAUAGUUCAGUAUUUCAGAUGCCAACUAGCAAUUUAGGUGUAAUAAAAAGUGCUGUUGGCUCCCAAGUGAAUGGAAAAGAGAAUUUGACAAGCAGAUAUAUAACACAGACUUUAGGGAAAAGUCAUGAGUCACUAAAAGUGAAAAGCCAGCCACAUAUUUUUGAAUCAGACACAGAUCCGGAAGAUUCCCAACCGCUAGAGUCAAUUGACCAAACUAAAGAAUCGGAUGUAACUGACCACCGAUUAACAGUCAGCAGAACAGCCCCCAGGUCUAAAAAGAAGUUAUGUCAGGACUCUCCAAAAACGUCAAAGAAGCCUCGCUCCAAUACUGUCCUUUGUGGACAAUCCCGUGCUUCUAGGAAGCAGGGACCUAUAAAGGGCCCCCUGGUGGAUUUCUGCCCCAACGUGUAUCACCAAGAGAAGCAGCACGGGGAACUCUCCUCGGUCGUCUGUAACAGCCCGUGUGGACGGGAAAUCCGAAAAGGAGGCGAUACUGGCCUCUCCUCCAGUGCAGAGAAGUGA